AAAGAGAGUUUAGAAGAACACCAACAGUCACGCUCUGCCAUUUUGAUGAAACGGAUGCUGUUGGUAAACACAGGAGAGAACCUUUCCAGACUGUCCUCAUGAGAGAAUACUGUAUGUGACGGUUGUAUUUUAAGCCUUUUGGAUCUACCCUUGGAUAAUUGCUUUUUAACAACUUUCAGCUGUGAAGAGUCCUUUUUUUGCCAGGAAAUAGUUUUGUUUAUGGUCCAGAUUCUUGACACUUUUUCGGAAGAAGGCAACCUUUGCGCAGUCCCGCAGACUGGGUCUAUAGGUUCGCCCUGCUUUAGUAGGAGGUUUCAAAUAUCUUGAGGAGAAUCCAAGAAUCUGCCAACAACUGACUCACUGAGCCCCAAAAAGACCACUCUCUGAAGCAAAACUUCUCUUCUACUCUUGCUCCACGCUUUCCUAUGCGUCCAUGCUUAUUACUAUAGAGAAACUUUUGAAGGAUCCUUCUCGGUGUUCCUAACAGAAGUAAAAAUCAGCAGUCCUGUGGGAGAACCUGUUGCACACAAUGUUCCAGUCAACACAGACACCUUAAAAGGGGUACCGUGGGACGGGCUUGCUGAAUUUAGUAUGGAGGUGGCCAAUCUGAAGAACGAUACCCAGUACCAUGUGACCUUAUUGGCCUAUGGGUGGGCAGGAGAGGGGCGGCCCAGCAUGCCAAGGGAUAUUACUCCAGCCUCUCACGAGAGAUGCCUCAGACCAUCGCCCCCCUCAGCCCCGGAUGUGGUAGCAGCAUCUCACACUGAAAUCGUGCUGUCAUGGAAACGGGGUGCAAGUGAUGGGGCGUCACCUGUUCAGCACUUCCUGGUUUCCUAUACUAGACCGGAUGUGGAUGCGGAGUGGACCUCUCUCCGUGUGCCUGUGCCCACCACCUCCAUGGCCCUCCGAGGCCUGAGUCCCGACACACUCUACCAAUUCAUGGUGCAGGCUGUCAAUGCUAACGGCGCUAGCCCCCCAAGCUCCACCAAUGGCAUUUGGACUCUCAGUAUUCAAGAUGCAGGCAGUGGAGCAAUCAGUAAACAGCGUCAAACUCAUCCCUUUGCCAGUGACGAGGCAGCUGCUGUUUACUCUGAUUACAGCGGGAACACUCAGGAUCUCUUUUCAAGUAAAAUGCAAGAUCUCAGAACACCUCAGCUCGGUUCAGGAGUCUCACAGACGGGCCCCAGCAGCUGGAGCUUUGCCCCACCGGCUGCUAUAUCAGCCUCCCUGCUGGAUGCCCCAUCCUCUUCCUCCUCCUCCUCCUCGUCCUCCUCGUCCUUACCCUCGUCCUCUAGUACCACCCUGGUCCCUGUGCUGCCCCCCGCUGCCGCUGCGCCCAUGACACUGUGGAGGGGUUCCCUGAGGGGGGUGCACGACCUGCCCUGCGAGGAGACCGUGUGCCCGCAGGACACCAUCUGCGUGGAUGACCAUGCCAGCGGAGGUUCCCGAUGCCAGUGCGUCCUGGGCAGAGGAGGGGAGUCCUGCUCUGAGACCGUGGCGUCUCAUUUCCCAAGGCUCUAUGGCUACUCCUACAUGGCCUUCAGUCCUCUGAAGAACUCCUUCCACACCUUUGAUAUCACACUGGACUUAAAGGCAGACAGUGAGGACGGCCUCCUGUUCUACUGUGGUGAGGGGGAACAUGGACACGGGGACUUCGCCUCUCUAGCUCUCAUCCGAGGAAAGCUCCACUUCAGGUAUAACUGUGGCACGGGAGCAGCUUAUCUGGUGAGUGAGAAGGAGAUCGCGGUGGGCCAGUGGCACACGGUGAGCGUGCACAGAGAAGGCACCAGCGGCUGGCUGCAGCUGGACAACCACGCGCCCGUUACUGGCCAGUCACAGGGAACCUACGCAAAGAUCACCUUCCGCUCUCCAUUCUAUGUGGGCGGGUCGCCGAACAGCUAUUGGUUGGCGAGGGCAGUAGGAACCAAUCGCGGCUUCCAGGGUUGCGUGCAGGGCCUGUCAAUCAAUGGCAGAUCGGUGGACAUGAGGCCUUGGCCACAGGGGCAAGCCCUCACUGGAGCUGAUGUGGGUGAGUGCACCAGACACGCCUGCAGCGGAGUGGCCUGUGCCAACGGCGGGACGUGCUACAUUACCUCAGACGAUGCCUACUUGUGCCUCUGCCCUCUGGGACACCACGGCCCGCUGUGUCAAGAGACCAUGGCGUUGUCGGUGCCGUUCUUCAACAAGUCGCUGCUGUCGUAUGCUAGCGCCCCCUGGCCCCAUCCGCAGCGCCACUACCUCUCCUUCACCGAGUUCGAGAUCUCCUUCUGGCCCUCGGCGGCCAACGGCACACUGCUCUACUGCCAGGACGCCAACAGCUCCGACUUCCUGUCCGUCACCCUGGACAACGGCCACGUGGUGUUCCGCUUCGACUGUGGCUCAGGGGCUGCUGUUCUCAGGAGCAGGGAGCCUGUUGAGCUGUUCAGUUGGCACGAGGCACGGGCAUCUCGCACAGCCAGGAAGGGCCUCUUACAAGUGGACACCCAGAACACAGUGGAGGGGCUAGCGGAGGGGGCAUUCACUCAGAUCUACUGUAGCUCGUCGCUGUACCUGGGUGGAGUGCCAGACUACAGUGCCACCCGUAGGGAUUCUGGAGUAUCGCAGCCAUUUACAGGGAGCAUACAGCAGGUCUUGCUGAAUGACCGUGUGAUCCCGCUCUCUCCGCCCUCGCUGGAGGGGGUGAACGUGGGGAACGCGGAGCACCCCUGCAGUGCCCGCCCCUGUGCCAACGCUGGGGUGUGCCAGCCCAGGCAGGAGCGGUACCAGUGCGACUGCCCAGUGGGGUUCCUGGGAGACCACUGCCAAGAAGUUUUGACAGAUGAAAUUGAGGUUCCCCUCUUCACUGGUAGAAGCUACCUCAAAUUUGAUAACAGGAAUACUCUGAGACGUCUGGCUGGUUUGCGGACGCACGUGCAGCUACGAUUUCGAAGCUCCGCUCCCAAUGGUCUGUUGCUAUGGCGAGGGGAGGGGCCAGGUCUGGUGGGGGCUGACUACAUGUCCCUCAGUCUGCAGGGGGGAGCGGUGGUCUUCAGCUUUGAUCUCGGUAGUGGACCUGGCGUGCUGGUGGUCAAUGGAACGUUCAGUGAUGGCCACUGGCACCAGCUGAAAGCAGUGAGAGAUGGGCAGUACGGGCGCAUCGUUGUGGACGGCCAGAAGACCAUCCGAGGACAAUCUCCAGGCAGGAUGAGACAGCUGAACACCAACGGACCUCUGUUUGUAGGGGGAGUGAAGGAGAUCUCCCAGCGCACCCACAGGCGCUCCAUGAGGGGCCUGGUGGGCUGCAUCUCCCACCUCUCCCUCUCCAGCACCUUCCACAUCGCCCUGAUGGAGGACGCGUCCGACGGCAAGAACAUCGACACAUGUCUCGAGUGACCUUUGGACCUCACCACCAGGGUCGCUGACAACAUGAGGCCCGGGUAUAGGACAAAAAGUCACUUCUAAGACCCCCCCUCCCCCACUCAAUACAGUUUACAAUGCAAUGUGGACACAAUUCUAGGGCCCCCCCUCUCCCUGGGCCUGGGACAACUACAACUAACCUCUUUGUUCCCCCUCUGUCGACUUCCCUGCUUGUCACCCCACACAGACCUGAAGUGACCUCUCUGAUUCUGUUCUCGUUCAACCCCCUCUCCUCUCGUUCCUCCUCACCCUGCAGCCUGAUCCGCCUCGACGGAUGGAUCAAACCAAUCCAAUCACUUCUGUGAUUGACAUAAUUUGACACCACUGUUGCGUCGUCGUCAUUACCUUUGUGGUAGCUAAGAGCUAUUUUUUUGGCUUGGCGGUAGGCUUUGACCCUUGGCCCUUGCUCCUAAGACAGCCCCUGCUGAAGUAUCCAAUCACAAGAGGCCGCUCCGAAGGCCACCCUGCUUUACGACCUCAUGAACUCUCUGCCCUCCACCUUCGGAGGGAACAAAAGCGUGAAUUCAUGAACACAGAAACACAGCCUGAAUCGUGUGUGAGAGAGAAGCUUCACUUCCGUGCCAGGCAAAAAAUGCAAUGGUUUGGUUUGUUGGGCUGGCUGAUGGAGAUGAUCUUGGCGCCAGCUGAAGAAGGACCCUUGAGCAGGAUUCAGCCUGUCUGCAUGCACAAAAGCCUUUUUGUCUCAUCACCCAUCCUCAUAGUUCCUUAUUAGGGUCUGAAGGGGAUUUGAAUGUGAUGUUUGUUAUCCCAUGUCCUCCAUGUUCUUGCAUCUGAGGAUUCAUGUCGUACACCUCCAGUGACAUUAUUGGCAAGGAACCAAGUACACAGCAGCCACUACAUCCCUCUCUCUCUUUUUAUGAAGACAAGUGGCUUAACUGUACUGUACUUAUGCUACUUCUUUUGUCUUGAGAUACUACAUGAACCCAAUAACACCAAACUACCACUAUGCGACAGCCCCUCAAAUCAAAUCUUAGGCUCAGAGGCACUCUGAAACCGCAACCAGUGGGUGUCUUGUUUCCCUAUUUCUGUUGAGUCUCUGUCAUUGUCACCACUGUCGCGAGACAAAUUGCAGAUUGUCAUCUCCGCAUCUCUAAAUGACACACUAGACUACUCAUCCAUACUUAUAUACACUACAGUGGACGUAUCCAUUUUUUUUCCGACCCCCCCAUGUCCAUAAUCGUUCUGAGAGGAUGUCUGUCGUCUAUUUUAAAUGAGCCACUUGUUAGGACGGAACAAAUGACAAGCAGGUGUGACAAUGGACUCUGGAAUCAGUACCAGCAUGCGGUAUCUCCCAAAGGACUUUGGUUGUGUUUAAUUUAUUGCACUUCAGCAUGUUAUAGCGAGGCCUUAACCAUUGUUAUUUUAUUUUUUUAGUCUGAUCUAAAAAAUACAUAUAGGACUUGAGAAUAUUUGUUUUUAUUUUUGUAUCCUUCGUAAUAUUUUGUUGUUGUCGUCAGUAUUGCAUUGUAAGGAUGUUGUGCCAAAUGGACUGCUGAUGCUGAUUCGGCUUCCAGAGAGGAAGAGUGGAGGAGGAUGUGGGGGAGGGGAAAGAGGACAAGGAGGAUGGUGAUGAUGAUGAGGAGGAGGAGGAGACUGAAUGUGCUCUGUUGUUAGCCUGGCAACUUAGAGAUGAAAUGUAUAGCCUGGGCUCACACCAUAGGCAAAGUCACAAUGCUAAACCCAUCCAAAUGACUCGCUACACAAAUUCAAAACUAUUCAGAACAUUUUAAUUGGAGGACAGAGCCAAGCCAAGAUUCAUGGCCCAGCUACAAAUGAAAAAUGCUCAGUGGGGGUAUGCAAGACAAAAAAGGUUGGGAAACAUUGGGCUAGACCAAACCGUCUGGCAAAAAAAACACAUUCUGCCGGGAGGGUCUGGUCUUGUUUACUAAGCUACUUUCCUGUUGUCUUUCCCUCAUCUUGACCCUGAGUGGCUUGGUCAGUUGGAACUGUCUUUGGUGACAGAUCUGAUGUUGGGUUGUGGAUGGCACUGCUGUCUUUGCAUGCAGAGCAGAGCCAGAGCCAGAGCCUCCUAUUCUUGGACGGUGUCCUUGCACGGCAUGUCCAGGCCCUCUUCAGGGCCGCUGUGCAAAAAAAAGAAAGUAAAAUAAGUUGACUGGAUUUGACUGAAGAAGAAUUUGGAAAGUGAAAAGACACUCGUAACACUUGCCUGUCUGCAUUACAUUAAGGAUUUGGACUAUUGUCACUAAAGACUUCCCUGGCUGCAUGAAGUUGAGGAUAUGAACAUUUAAAUCCGAUAGUUAUCUGACAUCAAAGAUGUUUUCUCAUGCAACAUGCAAAUACACAGUGUGGCCUUACUGGUAUAUGCACUUGUGGUGCAAAAUCAGUGAUGGGUAAUCUGGAUUCAUUAGUUACCCAGUCCAGUUCAUAUUUUCCAAAUUACUUGGUUUUACCUCAUCUUUUUUCACAAAACACUUCGGCCAUGGUGAGUUUUGAUUGGUCAUGGCAUGUUCGCUACCUUCUACCUAUCUUGGUCGCAGAUGAGAAAAAAUAGUCCCGCCCAGGGCAGUAAUAAGCAAACCGUCCCCAAAACUUUUUUUUUUUAACUGUUUUUUUUAUCUAUUUUGUCAGUAAUAGCAAACCAACCUACAAAAGUCUGUCUAAACUAAAACUGUGUCUACACCUAAACAAGUCCUAACCCUAACUUUUCCGGCCUUGUUGUUAAAGCCACGUAAGAAUGUCAUUAGCAUAAUCACAAGGACAGGUUGUUGGUGGUGGUUGCCACACAAUUCCUAACCCGAACCCAUAAGGAUUCCUGAUCCCAAUGUGUAGUUAUUCCUAAAACUACAGCGAUGCUUCAAUAAAAUAAUCGUUGUAGUUUUACGAAUAACAAAGUAACCGGUGAGGCAAAAUGGUCAAAACUUGUUGCCCUGCCAGACCAACAAAACAAUUACCCCUAGGCUAAUGUUAUUAACAACUCGG
Molecule: messenger RNA, 6357 nt
Organism: Engraulis encrasicolus (European anchovy)
Lineage: Eukaryota; Metazoa; Chordata; Actinopteri; Clupeiformes; Engraulidae
Product: pikachurin-like
Exons: 22
Coding region: 592-3372 (926 amino acids)
Molecular function (GO): protein binding; calcium ion binding
Source: RefSeq, a predicted model, not a curated record